Molecule: messenger RNA, 1524 nt
Organism: Bombyx mandarina (wild silkworm)
Lineage: Eukaryota; Metazoa; Arthropoda; Insecta; Lepidoptera; Bombycidae
Product: TIMELESS-interacting protein
Biological process (GO): DNA replication checkpoint signaling; DNA damage response; replication fork arrest
Cellular component (GO): nucleus; replication fork protection complex
Molecular function (GO): DNA binding
Source: RefSeq, a predicted model, not a curated record
AGUACAGUAAUAUAGAUAGAACCAAUAUAUCGUCAAAGUAUAAGUUACAAAGAGCUAUCGAUAUACAAUUAUACACUACGAUCGUGAAACCCACAGACGUAUACCCUGUUAGUAAACAAAUAAAGCAUAUAACUGAAUAUUUAAAUGUCUCUUUUGGAAGAUGUGUUCCUUCAAGAUGAAGCUAAUGAGGCUCGGGAAUUGGAGCGGGUGAUCGACGGUGACGAGUUUGACGACGAUCAACGGGCAUCAUCACCUGACAGUGAUGAUAAUAGCGCUAAAGGAGACGAAGCCGAGGAAGAUACUAGACGUGUAGAUCCACAAGCCAAAACAAAACGUGUUGUAAGGAAUCCAAGGUUCAUACUGAACCCUGCUCGUCUGACUGGGCCAAGGGGUAUACAAGUUAUACCUGAGCAUUUCAAAGAUUUUAAAUUUAGAGGUAAAGGUCACGAAAAAGAAGAUUUAGAUUUAAUACUCAAAAAACUAGAGCAUUGGGCAUAUAGGUUGUAUCCUAAAUUUGAAUUUGAAGACUGUUUAAAGAAAAUAGAAUCACUCGGCAAAAAGAGACCUGUAAUGGUACAUCUAUGCAAAAUUCGUACAGAUCAGAUUACGUCAGAAGAAACAGUGGUACAGAGGGAUUCCAGUGACGAUGAGGCACCACCACAAGAAGAAGACGAAUUUGACAAAUUACUGCAAGAGCAAAUUGCAUUGGCCAGGUCCACGCCUGCUCCUGAAUCUGUAAAAAAAGUUCGAGACAACCCAAUGAACAUGUCUCAAAUACUACCAAAAGCAACAUCGUCUCCUUCUAUAAACGAAGAACAACGAGAAAGGAUGCUUAGAAAUAGGCAAUUGGCUGAAGAACGGCGUUUGGCUAAGCUCAAACAAAAUGUCAAUGUUGAACAAAAGCGAAUUAAUAAUGAUAAUUUAGAAACAAACAAACAGAUUGAUGAUAUAAACAAAGUAAACAAUGAAGAACAAACACUACAAAAUGCGAAAACACGAUAUAGCGAUGGAAUUGAACACAAUGGUGCAGUAGAUAAUUCAUUACAAAUAAAUAAAAGUUUGAUAGAAAAUCAAACUGUCAAUAAUGAUAAUCAUAAUCUAAAAGAAGCUCUUAACAUAACUAAAGUAUUUGAGCUUCAAACUAAAAAUAGCUCUCAGGAAAAACCUAUGGAAAUUCAUAAUACUGAAAAGGAUACAACAGAAACAAUUGAAAAUAUUGAAUUAUGUGUGCCAAAUGAUUUGAUUGAAGCCAAUAUAAACCAACGAACCGAAAAAGUUACAACAUCUAUUAAUGAUAAUACACAAAUUGAUGAAAUAAAUAAUAUGGAUGAAGUUGACAAAGAAAAUAAUUUAGAUAUUUUAGGAGAUGACUUGCAUAAUAAUGAAAAUAAAGUUAGUAAAAUAAUAGAUCACAGUAAAGAGAAAGAGUUAAUUAACCCCUUAUUAAUUAAUGAUUACGAAAUGGACAUUAAUUUUAGUGAUGAGGAUUUCUAAUGGUUAAAUGAAUAAAAUAGAAAUAUUUUU